Papilio polytes (common Mormon) is the source of this 3709-nucleotide messenger RNA. It is a transcript of the gene spoon, whose product is annotated as A-kinase anchor protein 1, mitochondrial. Lineage: Eukaryota; Metazoa; Arthropoda; Insecta; Lepidoptera; Papilionidae. The record is from RefSeq and is a predicted model, not a curated record. Gene Ontology annotation, molecular function: RNA binding. Bases 207 to 2036 code for a protein of 609 amino acids. The transcript is spliced from 8 exons.
ACCUUAGUAGUCGCCAUAUUGGAUUUUGUUGUGCUUCGGUCGAAAACAUUGUGAGCACGUGGAUUGUUAGAUUUUAAUUUUGGGCUAAAUUUUUUAGUUAAUAAUACCAUUUGGUGAAGUCAUUUGCUUUGUUAUUAAUUCGGCGUUUUAUAGUGCAAUCGUUUUUAUUUGGAUACCAACGUUUCUGGUAAAAGUGGCUCGAUACAAUGGCACCUUGUCGUCAGCUGCUUAUGUGGUCAGUGCCAUCAAUAGCAGUGUUAAUUGGCAUAUUUUGGUUCAAGAAAAAGAGAGAAUAUGCCAAAUCUGACCCAGGAGGAAGAGAAAGAAUAAAAAGUUUAAAAGAGGAAUUAGCAGAAGUGUUAAAUGCUCAGGCUGAAUUGAACAGGACAUCUCCUCUGGGUAAGGCUGAACGAUCAAUAAUUAAAUCUGCUCCAAUAGACAUAAUCCCAAAAGGUAGCGGAUCACAAAGAUCUUCUUUUGAACUGACCGAUGAAGAGGUUGACUUAGAAAUAGAGAAGAUAAUAAGAAAGAAAUCUCUUGAAAAAGAUAAGAAAUUAUCAGUGGAAGUAGGGAAACAGUAUAUUAAUAACAGUUCAUAUGUUUCUUCAAAUUUGAAUCAUACCCCUGUUGCAGUGAAAGAAUCUAUAGCACAUACAUUUUCACCACUACAAACAGAAAUGUCUUGCAACAAAGGUGAUAUGACACUGGACUCAAAAGUCAGUGUUCCUGAUGUUAACAUCAUAGAAAAACAACAUUCAGAAGAUGAGUCUGUGACAGAACUUUUGCAUCAAGAUAGUACAAAUUUUGAUAAUAACAAAACUGAAGAUAUUUCCACUGAAGAUGGAGAUAUGGUCAAUGACCAUGAUGAUCUUAAUAUUAACAAUAAUUUAAAUGAUAAUAAUAUUAAUGAACCUAGUGAAAGUAAUGAAAGCAAUAAUACUUACUCAUCACAGACUAGAAGAAUUUCAGAGAGGGAUUCGGCAAAUCAUAGUCCCGUAGAUCCUUUGUUAGCUAGUCCUUCAAUGUGUCAUUUUUCAGAUAGUCACAGCGAGGGAUCAAGUGAUAGUGGUAAAGGAUGUUCAGAAGCAGCUAGUCCACCCCCGGCCAAUUUAAAUAUGGUUCCUUCGGAUUCUGGCCUUAGAAUACAUCAGUUUAUAAUUCCUCAGACCCUUGUUGGUCUAUUAAUAGGCAAACACGGAUCAUUUGUUAACCAAAUUAAAGCUAAAACUGGCGCAAGUGUUUAUGUAAGAAGACAUCCAGAUUCUGUUAAACAGAAAAUUUGUGCAGUAGAAGGGACUCAAAAUGAAAUUGAGGCAGCUAUAGAUAUGAUAAAAGAAAAAUUCCCAGAAAAGAGAUUCCCCAAUUUUUCAAUUCAAGAAAUUAGUGCAGAACUAUAUCAAAGACUAGCACCUUUUAUACCAGAAUUUCUUCAAUUGCAGCUUGUGGAAUCUGUGAACAAUGACACCAUAAUGACGUGCCUGGUGAGCGCGGGACACUUCUUCCUGCAGCAGCCGCUGCACCCCACCUUCCCGUCGCUGCACGCGCUGCACCGUCUCAUGGCCGCCACGUACCAGAACCCGGACGUGCCCUCCCUGCCGCGCCCGGUGAAAGAGGGGUCGAUCUGCGCAGCGCCCACAGAGAACAACUGGUACCGCGCACAAGUUAUAUCUACGUCGGAGGAAAACGACACGUCUGUGGUGAAGCUGGUCGACUUUGGAGGUUACCUCACCGUUGACAAUGACCAGCUCAAGCAGAUACGUUCAGACUUCAUGACUCUGCCUUUCCAGGCUACAGAAGCCCUUUUAGCAUUUGUCAAACCCGCCAACAAUGAGGAGGAUUGGAGCAGCGAGGCGCUGCGCAUAAUGGCGGGCCUGACGGCGGGCCAGCUGCUGCACGCGCAGGUCGCCGGCUACGACGAGGCCGGCCUGCCGCUCGUGCAUCUCUACCUUACACUCAACCCACAGCAAGUAAUAUUCCUGAACCGCGAGCUGGUGGAGCGCGGGCUGGCGGAGUGGGACGUGCCGGCGGACUCGUGAGCGCGGGCGCAUUCUCCACUAUCUUAAGAAACGCAGUUUCCAAUGUGAGUUGUCACUGUCUUACGUUCCUCCGUUCAAACACCAACUGGAUAAUGUUUAAAUUAUUUAAUGAUUUUUACGACUGGUAAUGUUAGUUGUGUUUUGACACGACCUGUAACAAAAUAUACUUAUUUUACACGUCAACUUGUUUCAGUUUUAAUUUUAUUAGCUUAAAUUCAGAUGCUGCUAUGAUCUUUAUUGUAAGGUUUGAAGAAAUUCUUCCUCGCGGCUUUUAUCUAAAAUCAUCUAUAAUUUGCAAUAAUGUUGCUUUAGGAUACGUAAGUUAAUUUUAGAUCACAAAUUGGCUCGUUCAUUUUUAAUUCUAUAAUUAUAUUUCUAAUGAUUUCUGAAUGGUCAGGAUGCUCAUUGUAAUACUGCCCGGUGCAUUUCUGUGUAAUGUUGAAGACAUAUUUAUGAAGAGAACUAUUCAACUUUGAAUGAUUACAUUAAUUUGUAUUUUAACCAUGUGCUUUAAGACUGCUUAAAUUGUGCCUUUUAAAGUGAUAUCCGUUACUGCAGCCUUAAUACAAUAUACGAAUUAAACCGCUAAAAUAUACAAACCACAAUAUUCUGAUGGAAAUUGCAAUAAAUAUGUUACGUAUAAUCGACUGUUAUAAUAAAUAUAGUUAUUGUAGAUUAUUUGUAUAAUACCUAUGUAAAAUAAGAAAGUAGAAGUAUAAUGUUGCGUGUUUGCCUUAGUGAAGAUGUAGUUCAAAUUGUGUAAAAGUGGCGGAACAUCCAUACAUUCAGAAACAAUGACGAUUGAAUUUGACUUGUAUGAAGGUAAACAAAGUUACGUGUACGAUGACCGAAAUAAACUUGUUAAUGCAUUUGUGCAUAUUAAUAAAAAACAAUUAUUGUGAAAAACUAAAGUUUUAAAGUACUCAAUGUCUUGUGGGAAAGAUGUACACAUGAAAUAAAUAAUAAAUUGACUGUCAUAUUUAUUCUGUCAUUAAACUCUCAAAUGUAUUUUGGUUGUAUGGAAGCUCCGUCCGCUGGUUGUAGUCUGGUUACGAAUUUGACAAAGAUUUUCAUGUCUUCAUUCAACAGUUCCAUCCUCAAUUUACCUUUGAUAAUUGUUAUCUACUAGAAAUCUAGAGCUUGUUACGAGUUAGCUUUUGCUCUUUAAAGUUGUUAUCACUUAAAUGUUUAGAAAGUAAAAACUAUUUUCAUACCACAAAUGUAUCAGCUUUGAUCUACAGUGACAAUGAUAGUGCAUUGACAAUCUUUGAGCAAAUUAGUUAUAAUGAGCAUUUCAAUAUUCCUGACUUAAUGUAAAUAAUAUUAAGUAAUAAGUAGUGAUCUAAACAGUUUUGAUUUUUUAGUUUGAAAUUCAGUAUUUUUUAAGGUUAGGUGUUCUUUUCAUAGAGAUUUAUGAUAAUGUAGUGUACUUGUUGGAAGCUACACUUAGCUUAAGAUACAAGUAUAAUUUUGUAGUUUUGUAGGUAUUUUUGAGAAGCUAUGUGUUUUUUUUUUGUUUAUUUAUAAUCAAGUCCACCAACUUUGGUUUUCACGGCCGUAGCUGUUGGUAAUCAGUUGGUUUACUGUAUACCUGCUCUCCUUUUGCAUUUUGUUGACGUCGAUUGUACAUAUACUAAUAUAUUUGCGGUUAAAUAAAUUAUCGUUUUAAAAAA